This is a messenger RNA of Paramuricea clavata, 2345 nucleotides long. NCBI's taxonomy places the organism in Eukaryota, Metazoa, Cnidaria, Anthozoa, Malacalcyonacea, Plexauridae. The record is from the annotation of a GenBank genome assembly.
AUGGUUGAAGGGCAAUGUCUUUUCUAUCUAAAAAGAGUAAUAACAGGAAUAUUGUUUCAACGCAGAUCUUAUAUCAACAAGGAUAUUUGUGAGGACGUGAAAAAUAUUGUACUAGAUGAUGGGGAGAGUGACCUAGAGAUAAAUGUGCGGGUAAGUAAACAUUUAAACUAAAUAAAAAUCUCGCACCGUGUAACGGUAUAUGAUUUUCUCGAUCGACAACGAAUCGUUUCACCUGUAAUCAGUUGUCUGUUAAAAUGGUUAUAUCAAAUAAAACUUUACCCUAUCGGCUGUCUUGAACCGGCAGUUACAGUUUAUUUAUCUUUUAUAUCAUGUUUCUGUUAGGACGACGUGUUUUUUGAGCUAUUUUUUGAGCAUUAAGUUGCAUUUCGCCCUACAUUAUUAUUUUACUCUGUCUAACGAUAGUCGAUUUUCCUCGUCAAGGGGAGAGCGUUGGCGUUCACUGAACCGGUUUUAAUCAGACUAUAUGCUCUAGUCUACUCAUUAAGUUGCAUUGCGUCAUAAUGCGGCCUACUUUAUUACUUUCUUACUUUGCGAUUUUAAUCUUAAUGGAAAGCGUAAACAAGACGAGAGAAACGUUAAGUGGUUUCAUUCGACACAUAAAAUCGUCGCAUAAUUAAAAUCCCGGCGAGUCGCCGGAAAUCGCUUCGAGUAAUAUUCAGAAGCAUUAAAUCCAACGAAUUAAAUUCGACGGAAAUUUCGGCGUCUAAAAUAGACCCAAGAUGGAAUACGGUACAAGUAGUAAUUGCAAUUGAAAAAGUCUUGAUAUUUACAUAACAGAAUAUUUUCACUGAUAUUCCCAUCAGUUCUCUUCAGUCCCAACUAAUUAAUUAACUUAAUUAGACAGUAAUUUCUGCGAUUUCCAUUUAUUACUAUAGUUCGCGCAGGGGCAGCGUUAGACGUCUUCGAAGGGAAGGGGGAGGGAAGGAAAUUUUGCCGAGUUAUUCUAGAAUAAAUAUAAUUUUAAAGAUUCAAGCGGUUUCAUAAAGCUAAUAGACACACUGGGCAAAUGUACCUGUUCCAAUGCAACAAAAUUUAUUUCUAGUAAUAGGCGGUUUGAAUAAAGUUUAUUGCUCGCUUUCAAUUGAGUGUCUUGCUUAAAAAAAUUUAAACGAAACUUGAAAUGAAGAGAUUAGCUCCUUUCUUAAAUACGAAGCUAUAUUAGCCUCAUAACUCACCAACUAUGCUAUAUUCUCUUAUUAGAAUAAAAAAAAAGAAAAAAGAAAGAAGAACGAUUCAGAAUUGGCAUCAAAACAAAAAGCUUCUGAAAAAAGUUUAAGCAGUUAUGAAGAAAGCCUUUCUGAGACUGCUAAAAGUUAUGACAGCAUUGGAAUCACACAACGUGAGACGAAAGAUUACAAGUCAGCGUUGGAGUCACAUCAACAUGCUCUUCAAAUCAGAUUAAAACUGUUUGGAGAAGACCAUUCUGACACUGCUCUAAGCUAUAACAACAUUGGAAACACACAAUAUGAGAUGAAAGAUUACCGGUCAGCGUUGGAGUCACAUCAACAUGCUCUUCAAAUCAGAUUGAGACUGUUUGGAGAAGACCAUUCUGACACUGCCCUAAAUUAUAACAACAUUGGAAACACACAAUAUAACAUGAAAGAUUACAAGUCAGCGUUGGAGUCAGAUAAACAUGCUCUUCAAAUCAGAUUAAAACUGUUUGGAAAAGACCAUUCUGACACUGCUCUAAGUUAUAACAACAUUGGAGUUACACAACAUAAGAUGAAAGAUUACAAGUCAGCGUUAGAGUCACAUCGACAUGCUCUUCAAAUCAGAUUAAGACUGUUUGGAGAAGAUCAUUCUGACACUGCUGGAAGUUAUAACUACGUUGGAGUUAUACGACAUGUGACGAAAGAUUACAACUCAGCGUUGGAGUCAUACCAACAUGCUCUUCAAAUCAGAUUAAAACUGUUUGGAAAAGACCAUUCUGACACUGCUCUGAGUUAUCACAACAUUGGAAUCACACAACGUAAAAUGAAAGAUUACAAGUCAGCGUUGGAGUCACAUCAACAUGCUUUUCAAAUCAGAUUAAAACUGUUUGGAAAAGACCAUUUUGACACUGCUCUAAGUUAUUACAACAUUAAAAUCACACAACGUGAGAUGGAAGAUUCCAAGUUAGCGUUGGAGUCACAUCAGCGGAACAUAUUUUCUUUUAGGGAGGCUAAAUUUUUACUGAAAAAGUAGAUUUUGACGUGGAAACAUAAACCGCAAACGGCAUAGCGUGUAGUGAAUUCUCCUACCUUUCAAAAAUUGUUCAAAAUCUACAAAAAUACGGAUAUGCAAUUAUGCAUAGCCAUAGAUCAUUUGUUCUCAUGACUCUAUGA